CUUUUGAUGACUUGUAUGUUUCGGUAUUGAGUGCUGUGUCCACUGGUGUAUAUCAAAAGUUUUCUGUGAAAGAAUGCAACAUUUGAUUGUUCGUAAAUGAAAAAACUUUUAAAUAUAUUUAUCUGUAAAUAUAAGACAGCAAAAUAAAGUGACGUGGGAUAUUGUCAAAUAUUCAGUUUUAUCGUGUAUCUAUAAAUUUUUUCACUAUUGUAAACAAAAGAUAAUCGACGAAAAAGUGAGGAAAUGUCAGAUUAUUUCGAUGAAAUGGGUUGGACGCCAUUGAGGGAUGGGGAGGCGCCCAAUCAUUUGAUACAAAUGGCUCGAUUGUUUCGAGAUAUUGGAAUGUGGGAAUUGCUCGGGCAGCAUGACAAAUUACCACCACCAGCUUCGAAAGCUUCGUUGGAGGCUCUCGAAAAGAUCGAAAUUACAAGAGAAAAUGUGAAACAAUGUCCGAUUUGUCUCAAAGAUUUUGAGCCGGGAAAUACCGUCAAUGGGUUGCCAUGUAAACAUUCGUUUCAUCGUGAAUGUAUCGUUCCUUGGUUGGAAAAAACGAAUUCGUGUCCUCUGUGCCGACACGAGUUACCUACGGAUGAUGAAGAAUACGAGAUGUUUCGUAAAGAGAAACAAAGGGCAGUCGAGCGCGAAAAAGAUUUAGAAAUAUUACACAACUCAAUGUUUAUGUAGAAUCGUGUAAAUAAUUGCAUAUAAAAUUAUUUAGUUUUGGUUUUUUUCCGAAAUUUUUUGGGGAGUUACCGCGCGUGGUACGAAAAAUUUUGUUAAAAAAAUAUCUUCUAUUACCAUCUUCGCUUUGGACGAACAGGUUCAGCUACUUCGAGAUGGCGCUAUCGGCACGAAUGGGACGAAGGAGACACUUCCUUUACACACGGAAGAAUUUUUUCACUGUACAAAAUAAAAACGAAUAAAUAGGUGUCUAGCAGUA
This is a messenger RNA of Venturia canescens, 940 nucleotides long. Its product is annotated as E3 ubiquitin-protein ligase RNF181-like. Bases 244 to 684 code for a protein of 146 amino acids. Gene Ontology annotation, biological process: protein ubiquitination. The record is from RefSeq and is a predicted model, not a curated record. NCBI's taxonomy places the organism in Eukaryota, Metazoa, Arthropoda, Insecta, Hymenoptera, Ichneumonidae. Gene Ontology annotation, cellular component: cytoplasm. Gene Ontology annotation, molecular function: ubiquitin protein ligase activity. The transcript has 2 exons.